AUGAGGCGGUACGAGAAAAGGCUUCGACACAGGACAAGUCACGGCGUUCAAUGGAGGCGCCGAGUUAUUCUACUGACACUGCUGCUCGCGGCGCUUCUGGUGUUUAACGGGACCUCCGUUGUGCCACUGCAUCGUUUAUUUUCUGGUAACAAAAGGACCAACGGCAUCAGGAUUGCUCCCACGCCGCCGGAGUUACGCAUAGAAGGGCAAGAACAGCUGCACGAGCGGGGUCCAGCGAAUGUGGUGAGGCGUAUUCCGUCAAGCACUCCUUCGGAUUCAGCUCAGGGGGGUUUGCUGAGGCCUCACCGACGCCACAAUCUGGAUGCUCUGUACUCCACCCAAAAUUGUAAACGAAUGCUUGGUGAACCGGAUGCUGCUGUUGAAGAUGAACACGCGAAUACGCCGAUACGAGUGCAGUUUUUUGGACCCCACUGCCGCUCAGGAUUUUAUAGGGGCGGUGAUGUGGAUGAGAACCAACGGCGAUGUGGCGAUAGUGCACAACCCAUUGUCGGACUCAUGCCACAUCUCUCGGCGGCAUCGUUUUUCCCUGAUGAAGUCCUAACGGGUGAGAGAGGCACAGUGGGGCCCAGUAGCCUGCAGAGUAUAGUGGAGGAAGACGAGAAGGAAACGCGCUGGCGCACGGCUUUUAUGGCGUCAUCAUGCUUGCUAUGCCGGCCGCGUGGUAACGAGAGUGUGGGCGAAAAACCAAACUGGGUAUGGAACUCCGGUGCGUUUCUUGUAGACAUCUCAUUACGCACGUUGACUGCGAAAGGUGAGUUGUCAGGUGGGUUGGAUGCAAACUUUUCUUUUAGUGCAGCGUAUCAAAUGCAGUUUUUUGGACUGCCAUCUCAUGCAACAGAAAUCCGCCUACCAGAUAGGAGUAAUUAUAGCCUCUUUAACCAGCUUCAUCUGGGCGAGAUCCGCACAUUGGGUGUAGGUGGGAGUGGAACAGUUCCACUCUUGUACGCAAUUGGGCAAGUUCCACAUCGCGACGGUGCAAACGCGACGGUUGGCUGGAACCGGCGCGCAAUGGGUAUUCUUUGGAUAAACGGCUCUCCAUUGCGGGUGCGUACAUCAGCAGCAGGACGAGGAGGCGGUGUUGGAGGAGCAACGACCCUGUCAUUCACGAGUACAGCUGGUGCCACUCGCGUGUAUCUGCUGCCCGGCCCCACACCUGAGGAUGUUCUUCUGCAGUAUUACACCUUGACAGGGUUUCCGAUGAUGCCGCCGCUUUUUGCGUUGGGCUACCACCACACACAUCGGGGGUACCAGAAGGCAGACGACUUGCUGAAUGUGAGCGCCGCAUUUUUGCAUGCGCAAAUACCACUUGACACGCUUGGCGUGGGUUUAUACCAUGCAAACGGCAAGCGCAUUUUUACUUGGAACCGUACGUGUUUUGCAGAUCCUGUGGGAUUACAGGAUGAACUGUGGCGCCACGGUGGACGAUUUCUUGUUCUUUCCACUGUGCCAUAUGUACCGGUGGAUUCACACUUUUCUCUGUACCUUGAGGGCAGACGACAUGAGUUUUUCGUCACAGAACAUCCGGAGACAGACGUUAUGUUCAUGGGUUAUUCUGAGUCUGGUGCAAGGGUGUGGAUUGACUUUCUUGAUCCACGUGCAAGGCGGUGGUACGGGGGUCUGUUGAAGUACAAGCGCUUCGUCGGUUCCACAAACCACACUUUUUUUGCUUUGGAGGAAAAUGAGCCUUUCGUGGAGGGUGGUGUGAUGAUGACACUUCCACUGAAUGCUGGCCACCGGGGUGCUGUCCCGCACGUGUUUAUUCACAACAUGUACGGCAUGCUGCACGCCAUGGCUGCUUACGGAGGACAACUGCAACGAACGCACUUCUACCGUCGGCCAUUUCUCAUCACACAGUCAUACUUUUCGGGCACGCAAAGGUACGCCGCUGUGCGCCUGGGGCAUAGCACGGCAUCCUGGGAUCAUCUGCGUUUGAGCCUCAUGGCCUGCCUAACGCAUGGCAUUGCAGGUAUUUCUUUUGUUGGCGCUGAUGUUGGAGGGUUUUUCUUUCAGGACAUAGACGAUGAGUUGUUGGUGCGGUGGUACCAACUUGCCGCGUUUUAUCCGCUAUUCCGCACAGAUGCCAGUGAACGCACGCCGUUUCGAGAGGUGUGGCGUUUGGCGCCACAUGUGCGUGCCCGUAUUCGUGACGCCGUGCAGUUUCGUUACGCUCUUUUGCCUUAUUUCUACACACUUUUUUGGAACGCCCACCUACGUGGCGAUUUGAUCCUUCGACCGUUGUUUUUUGUGUAUCCGCAGGAUCCCCUCGUGUACGUCAAGCCGACGCUGCUGAACCAACAGUUUUUUCUUGGUCCAUAUCUUUUUGUGGCCCCUGUGUUAACUCCUCUGAGAUUGGGGAAUGCGACGCACAUUCUGCAGAUGCCGCAGGAGGAUUUAUAUGAUUUUUGGUCGGGCGAGUUGGUGACGGCAGGGAAAACCUUGCUGCUUGCAAAGAACAUUUCGGAUUCUCUCCAAUCUGAGGAGGCGGUCACGCCGCUUUUCCAGCGGGUGGGGACGAUUCUGCCUACGUUUACGCAUGUGAAUCGUAUGCGCAGCACACAUGAUGCGGCGAACUACACUCUGACAGUUACGCUUCCCAGUCUAGAAAUGUUUUUCUCCGGAGGAGGAGGAGGCAGUGGCAGUACAGCGCAGCUUCUUGCGCAGGGUAACUUGUUUGUGGAUGAUGGCAGUAGUUACAUCGACUAUCAUGCGCGCAACACCACUUAUCAUGCCUAUUGUGCCCUUACGUUGGAGUGCGUUCUCUUCCCCAGCGAGGGUGACCUUGUGCUGAGAUGGAGUGCUAGUGCGAACUCGACAUGCAGUGACGUACAUCGCACGCUUCAAAGCACCACGACAGGAGUGGCGGGUGCAGAUUCGUUCCUCUUGACUCGUAUGCGUCUAAUGUUUGCCACGCUUACAGAGAGCGAGCGCGUUAUGCGAGUCGAGUCUCCGGUGAACGGCCAUAACAAGACUUUUGUGGUGAAGCGAAGUGCACGCCCAUUAUUGGAGGUUUCGGGCAUGGGGCUGCCAAUGUUGGUAGGGGAUAGGCACAGCAAUAGUAACGGCAACGGAGCCCCCUCACAAACAUCGGCCGAGGUUCACAUAAAGUUGAACAUGACAAAUGGCGCACGUGGGCCUGGAUUGCUGAGACAGUAA
Molecule: messenger RNA, 3174 nt
Organism: Trypanosoma rangeli
Lineage: Eukaryota; Euglenozoa; Kinetoplastea; Trypanosomatida; Trypanosomatidae
Product: putative glycosyl hydrolase-like protein
Exons: 1
Coding region: 1-3174 (1057 amino acids)
Biological process (GO): N-glycan processing; carbohydrate metabolic process
Molecular function (GO): alpha-glucosidase activity
Source: RefSeq, a predicted model, not a curated record